Messenger RNA from Penicillium oxalicum, 1008 nucleotides. RefSeq names its product uridine-cytidine N-ribohydrolase. The record is from RefSeq and is a predicted model, not a curated record. Bases 1 to 1008 code for a protein of 335 amino acids. Gene Ontology annotation, cellular component: cytosol. Gene Ontology annotation, biological process: purine nucleoside catabolic process. Lineage: Eukaryota; Fungi; Ascomycota; Eurotiomycetes; Eurotiales; Aspergillaceae. Gene Ontology annotation, molecular function: purine nucleosidase activity. The transcript has 3 exons.
AUGCGUCCCUCGAAAACACAACUUACAAUGCACGGAGUAUUCUGGAGGCUAUUGGGCGACCCGAAAUUCCAGUCUACCCGGGAAGCCCAAAGCCAUUUUCGCGACCUGCUUUACAUGCUCCCGAUAUUCAUGCUACCUGAUCUAGGCGAAUCUGGCUUGGACGGCACAGAUCUGCUACCAAAGCCCUCGGUUGCCGCGAUCACUGAUGAAAACCCAAUUCUGGCCAUGAGAAAUGCGCUCUUAGCGCAACCCAAAGGAACCCCUUGGGUAGUUGCGACUGGAACUUUGACCAACGUCGCACUGUUAUUCGCAACCUUCCCUGAGCUGGUGGACCACAUUCAAGGUCUGAGCAUUAUGGGGGGUGCUAUUGGCGGUGGCUUCACGGAUGCACCCAUGAGCAAACUACCUGGAGAGCACUCUCGCAUUGGAAAUGUUACUCCAUGGGCUGAAUUCAACAUCUAUUGUGACCCCGAGUCGUCCGAGUCUAUCUUCAGUAACCCAGCUCUGGCAGCGAAAACUACAAUGGCAGCUUUGGAUUUGACCCACCAAGUUCUUGCGUCUGAAAACGUGCAAACAAGAAUUCUACACGGUGGAAGAGACACUUCCAGACCUCCCACCGUGAUUCGCCAGAUUCUUCAUGCUCUUCUCACCUUCUUUGCAGCAACAUAUGAGCAAGUCUUUGGGCUCGCCACUGGACCUCCGCUGCAUGAUCCAUUGGCCGUUGCGGUGAUUCUAUCAUCUUUGAAUCCAAACUAUGCGACAAGAUACCCUCUUCGGGCACUGAAUUUCGACGACAGAGGUGGCGAGCGAUUCGCUGUCAAGAUCGUCACAGACGGGCAGCAUGGCAAGGACAUCUCCGUUACAGGGCAACUGGGUCGCUCAAUUGCAACUCCAGUCCCAGGCCCGGGUGUCGCCAUCCCCAGAGGUGUUGAUUUGGACGCAUUUUGGAAUGUGAUCCUCGACUGCCUUCAAUUGGCCGACGAUUGCAAUUCGAGCCGUCAGAUUUGA